Molecule: messenger RNA, 813 nt
Organism: Bursaphelenchus okinawaensis
Lineage: Eukaryota; Metazoa; Nematoda; Chromadorea; Rhabditida; Aphelenchoididae
Source: the annotation of a GenBank genome assembly
AUGAAGUUUACACUCUUUGUGUUGCUGAUUACAGUAGCAAUUACUGUAGCUCAAGACUACGAAUGUGAUUUUGUAAGUUUACUUUCUGCUUUUUAACGUUGUUUUACAAUUAAAACAUACGAUAUAUACCAUUUAAUAUGCAUUAUAUUACUCUGCUUUGUCUGUGUUACAGUCUGUAAUGUCAUAUCAUGCCAAUAUAGUGUUGUAAUAGGUUAAAGUACUGCUUUUCUGACAAGAUAUAUUUUCUCUUCAUUACUUUAAUAUAAAACACGGAAUUACCUGGUCAUGAUAUGUUUACUAUAACAUGGACGGUACGCUUUGAGGGCUUUUAUUACAGCAUUGAAGCAGAUAGUUUAAUAAUAUUGUUGUUUUCAAGUCUAAUUUAAUAGCGUUCGAUGAUAUUACUAGGUAACAAGGAUCAAUUUGGUACAAAGUCUUAUGUACAUAGCUGUAUACUAAGGUACAUUGUAUUAACGAAAAGUAAUUUAAUAUAUAUAAAUGUAAAAUGAAUUGAUCUACGUCUUGACCAUGAUAUCUUUGCUUCUGCUGUCCCAUUCGACUUUUUAUACCACUAUAAAAUGGCAUUUUCAGUUCCUAGACACGAUAGAAGAAUGUAACGGUGUCUACAGAAAAGCCGAUUCCUACGAUCUUGAGCUGAACGCUCAGUUCGAGAAUGACAUGAGGCUGUACUACAUUGCCAGAAACAGUGGUCUACCAGCAGUCCGACCCAAAUUCCCCAACUUUUGCCGAGAAAAAUGCUACGGUAACGGUCUGGACGACUUCAGAAGAAGAUUGUUCAGAAGAAGAUACUAG